UAAAUUGUGGUUAUUUGUGUAGUAUAUUAUGCCUUAUGCAAUUCAUUUUUUAUGUAAAAUCUUAUAACUAUAAAAUGUUUAUUUAAUUUCUGAUGUAUUUUAUUGUAUCAAUAUGGUAUUUAUUAAUAAAAUAAUUGUUCUCAAUUGAUUUAUAAAAAUAUUGGUCUUGCACUGAAGAACUUAAGAGUUAAGUACGUAUCUAUUUUUUUUUUAAAUUUCAAAAAAUGAGUAAUUAUCAAAAGGACAGUGAGACUCAUGCAAAUAUACUAACUGAUGUUUGUCUAAAUGUAUGUGAUUUUAUAAAAACGAUAACAAUAGAUAAUAUGUCAAAGGAUGAAAAAAUUAGUACUUUUGUGACAAAAAUUGAUGAUCUACAACUCCUUUGUUCAGAACUUAAUACAAAAUUAAAUAAAAUUAAUGAGCAUGUUAAGACAUUGGCUGAUUCAUUGCAUUUUACAUUUAACCAAGACGAAUCUGUUAUUGAUUUAUUGAUUCGAUGGAAUUCAUCACUUUUAAAAAAAAAUGUUGUUUAUUCUAAAAAGAGAAAGCUAUAUUCUGCGUAUUCGCCUCUUAAAUUGUCUCUUAAAGAUAAAGUUGAUGGAACUAAAAAUAAUUUAAAAAGUACAAAAUUUGAAAAGGAAAAUAAAGUGUCUUCUCAAAAUGAAUUAAAACAUGUUUGGAAAUUAGAAACCAAGCGUGAUGGAAAUCCUAUAGAUUUAUUAAAAAAGUCUAAACAAACUACUUUAGCGUUCAAACUUCAAGAAGAAAAGGUCAAAAUGGAUAUAACCACCAUAAGUAGUUCAACGCCAAAAAAAUCUAAUUUAAAUUUAAGUGGUAAUUUCAGUCCUGAAGUAUUAAGUAUGAAAAGUAAUAAUGUAUCUAAAAAUAUAUAUGAAAGCAAUUCAAGUCAUGAAAAUCAAAUAACAGAUAACUGUAAUACUACUUGUAACAGUCAUAUAUCUAAAGAAGUUAUUUUAAAAUCUCCAAGCAUUUUAAAUCCAAAACUAAUAAAAACUAAUGUAUGUGAAAACAACUUAAUUAAUACUUCACAAAUAGAUGUUGAUGAUACCUAUGUUUCUUUAAAUCAUUUCAAUACAUUUUUUAAAGAUGGGGAAAAUGUAUCUACAAAAAAUGAUAUGUUUAAAUCUAACGAAUCUAAUACUACAUGUCUUCUGACGGAAAAACAUGACCAAUCAUGUAAUGAAAUCAUUUUUAGUCCAAUAAAAGUAUCGAAAUAUGAAAUACCAUCUAAAAUCCAGAAAAAAAUACUUAAUACAAAUUUAUUAGAUAGUUUUGACAUCAUCCCUGGUUUAAAUGACAAACAAAAUGAUCUACCUAAUUAUAAAUUUAAAAGUGAUCCUGUACGAAAACAAAAUGAACGCAAAUUAUUAAAUGGUUGGGAUUGUGAAGAUUGUUGUAAGUUUUAUGAAGCAAAUAAUGAUAAUCCAGUAGAAGUUAAAAAAGCUAUGAAUCACUUUUCAAGACAUCGUUCUGUUAAACAUCAACAUCAUGCUUCUACACCACCUGGUUUUUGGGAUCCAAUCUAAUAACUACAACAUUUUAUUAAUGUAAUUUAAAUAUUGUAAUCUGUUGAAAUGUUUAAAUCUCCAAAGUUAUAUUGGUAAACAAGAAGCAAAUAUUAUUUUUGAAUAAUAUAAACAAUAUAUUUAAAACAUUAAUACUUAACAAAGAUAAAUAGUGUAUAAAAAUAACUAACAAAAAAAAUACAUAAUACUCAAUUCUACUAUUAUUCAAUUAUUUUAAAUAAUAUUAAAGAUACAUUUUUUCAAAUUACUAUAUGCAAUACAACUGGUACCUAUAUUUAAUUGAUGGAUCUUAACUGGAUUAUUACUUAAUUGAGUUAAUUUUCUAAAUAUUAUUAUUGGAGAAAAAAAUU
Molecule: messenger RNA, 1897 nt
Organism: Cinara cedri
Lineage: Eukaryota; Metazoa; Arthropoda; Insecta; Hemiptera; Aphididae
Source: the annotation of a GenBank genome assembly